GACGAAACGGGAACGGCACUACGAGACUACGACUACUACGAGUACAUCUACGAGUACUACGACUAUGCGACUACGGGCACACGGCACACAGCGAACAGCCAAGCCACAGAGAGGGUGACGCCAUUAUCGUUAUCGAUGCUAUUUCUGUUUGUUGUCUUGUUGUUGUGUGCAUUAAUUGUGUGAGUUUGGUGACAACAGAAUAUAUAAAGUAAGUACAUGUUUUCCAUAUUCGUAUCAUGAAUAAUACUAAGAGAAAAUUCAAAAUCAUUGAUAAACAUAACAAGCGAUUGAUUAGAAGCAUUAGAAGCAAGUGUCUAUCAGAAGCCACAUCAGCUAUUUCCACACCAUCUUGCUCAAAUGCCAGAGAUGAUUCUAAUCUUAGAUGUUCUGAUUCUGAUAGUGACUGUAGUGAAAAUGAACAUAUUUCUUUUACUGAAUUGGACACCGAUCACACCAUUAUUGGUAUUGACAAUGAGUUUGAACAUGAAGUCAAUUUCUUGUUGAGUGAUAAUGAUAGUUUAGAUCAAUUUGAUGUAGAAAACUCAACAAAUGCCCAUCAGGCAGAUAAUAUACAGAAGCCAAUACAAGGGCAAACUGAACUUCAUUCAGAAAAUGAUCUGAAAAUUCAACUUGCAAAUUGGGCUUUGCAUCAUAAUAUCACCCAUUCUGCAAUCUCUGAUUUAUUACAUAUUCUAAAACCAAUGAAUACAUUCCUACCAAUAGAUGCUCGAACGUUAUUGAAAACCCCUAGAAUGAAUAAGCUUUUGAGAGUAGAACCUGGGCAGUAUCAUCAUUUUGGUUUUGAAAAUUGUUUGAAAACAUUGUUGCAGGUUUCUGAAGGAAUAGUUUUCGAAUCAAAUAUUAUAGAAGUAAAUAUUAACAUUGAUGGUCUGCCAUUGAGUAAAAGCUCUGGAAGUCAAUUAUACCCAAUUCUGUGUAAUUUAUACAAGAAUAAAAAUAAUGUUUCUGCUAUAGGUAUAUAUCAUGGUACAGAAAAGCCUGCAGAUGCUAAUGAUUUUUUAAGAUAUUUUGUGGAUGAUGCCUCUAUCAUUUUAAAUAAUGGUUUCAUGUUCUCAGGAAUUCAAUACAUUAUCAAAAUUAGGGGAUUUAUUUGUGAUGUGCCUGCGAAAUCAUAUAUUAAAUAUUCUAGGGGACAUAGUGGUUACCAGUCAUGUUCAAAAUGUUCAAUUGAAGGUAUUUAUUUUAAUAAUCGUAUCUGUUUCCCAAAUUAUAGAAAUGCAGUAUUGAGAACUGAUGAAAGUUUUCGACAGAAACAAAAUGAAAAUCAUCAUACUGGUACAUCAAUUUUAGAGACAUUGCCAAAUAUCGAUAUGAUUAAUAACUUUCCUCUAGAUUAUAUGCACCUUGUUUGCCUGGGGGUGGUCAAAAAAUUGAUAGUAAACUUAUGGAUAGGGGGUAGACCAUCUCAUAAAUUGUCAUCUUUGGAAAUAAGUAAUAUUUCACAGAAUUUACUAGAGCAAGUAUCAAAUAUACCUAGAGAGUUUAAUCGGAAACCACGAUCUCUUAAUGAAGCUAAAAGGUGGAAAGCCACGGAAUUUCGACAAUUUUUAUUUUAUACAGGCCCAGUAGUACUCAAACAUGUCUUGAGUAAAAGUAAAUACAAACAUUUUUUGAGUCUACACAUAUCAAUGUUCAUUUUGGCAGGAAAGGCUUUGAAUCACAACAUUGACUAUGCAGGAAUUCUACUGAAAUAUUUCGUUGAUACUUUCAUAAUCAUUUAUGGAAAGGAUAAUGUCUCUCAUAAUGUACAUAAUUUGUUACAUAUUUGUGAUGAUGUCAGAAGAUUUGGUUCACUUGAUGAUUUCAGCGCAUUUCCCUUCGAAAAUUACAUGCAAACUUUCAAAAAAUACAUUAGGAAAGGAGAUAAGCCCUUGCAGCAAAUUGUUUUUAGAAUCGAUGAAUUAAAUUAUGCACAUUCUUCCAGCCAAAGUACUAGUCAAGUUGAUCAAAAUGUUGAAAUAUUUCCUAUACUCUGUAAUGAACAUUGUGAUGGCCCUCUACUCAACAAUCAAUAUGAAAAACAGUUCAAAUUAAUUAAAUUCGAAAAUUUUUCUUUGGGUACCACUGAACCAAAUAAUUGUUGUAAGAUAAAUGAAAAUGAUAUUGUUAUAAUUAAAAAUGUUUUAUCUCAUGACAAUAAGGUGUUUAUAAUAGGGCAGAAAUUUUUGCAAAUUGAAAAUUUUUAUACAUCUCCUUGUGAAUCUUCAGAUUUAGGAAUCUUUUUAGUAUCCAAUUUGGCUCCUCUCCAGUACUUCCCAAUAGAAUUAAAAACCUGUAAACUAGUGAAACUAGAUUAUAAAAAUAAAUAUGUCGUUUUCCCAUUGUUGCAUUUGAGUUAAUAUUCGAUUUUUUUUAUGAUUAUGAAUAUGAAAAAUAUGACUAAAUGUGAAAAUGCAGCCUUUUUAUUAAUCAAAAUAAUUGUUUACCUGAUAUAAUUACAUUUUUUAUUUUGUUUUACUUUCACAACCUAAUAUGGAAUUCAUAUUAUUUUCUGUUUCAUUUACACAAUGUUCACCUUGUUCAUCUAAUAGUUAUAGGAUAGGUGUUUCAGCAUGAUAUUACUUGUGUUACAAUGAGAAGAAAGUGUCAAUGAACGUAGGUCCGGAUUUGCUUGGUUUAUAAACUUUUAUCACUCAUUCUGAGCCAAUAAAUAUUUCUUGAGUUUUUUCACUAUGUUGAUAAAUUGCCUUGUAUUACUUUUCUCAUUUCAAAUGCUUUGGAAAUUGUUGUUUUCCUUUUAUUUUCGAAAUGUAAGCAUACUUAACGACAAUUAUACAGGGUGUCCCAAAAUUAGCCUGCCAAACUUCACCAGCGGCUUCUACGACAAGAAAUAAGAAGAGAAGUUUCAAUGAACAUGGGUCGAAAAAUGUCUCCUACGGGAGAUACGGCCCCCUGAAUGGGUGCUCCUGAAGAUGAUAUUUCUUGAAUAUUUCCGAAACGAUAUGUGAUAAAAUGAUGCAAUUC
Molecule: messenger RNA, 2985 nt
Organism: Phaedon cochleariae (mustard beetle)
Lineage: Eukaryota; Metazoa; Arthropoda; Insecta; Coleoptera; Chrysomelidae
Source: the annotation of a GenBank genome assembly